Messenger RNA from Prunus armeniaca (apricot), 1290 nucleotides. The record is from the annotation of a GenBank genome assembly. NCBI's taxonomy places the organism in Eukaryota, Viridiplantae, Streptophyta, Magnoliopsida, Rosales, Rosaceae.
AUGGUCUUUGGUACCUUCCUCUCCGUCUCAGAACUUGGUUGGGUGCAAGUGGGUUUUUCGAUUAAGCGUCACUUUGAUGACUCCAUUGAACGCUACAAAGCUCGUCUAGUUGCCAAGGGUUUUCAUAAACGUCCGAGCAUAGACUAUGCUAAAACCUUCAGUCCUCUUGUCAAGCCUGCCACUAAUCACACUGUUCUCAGUCUUGUAGUUUCUCAUGGUUGGUCCCCUCAUCAACUUGACGUCAAAAAUGCCUUUCUCCAUGGGUUUCUUCAAGAAGAUGUCUACAUGGCUCAACCCCCUAGUGGCCACUUUGAGAUCAAAGACCUUGGUCCGCUCAACUAUUUCUUGGGUUUACAAGUUCUUCAUAAGGAUGGUACUCUCCACAUCAAUCAACUCAAAUAUGCACAUGAUCUUUUACAGAAAGCCUAUCUUCUCAACUCCAAACCAGAAUCUACUCCAUUGGCUGCCAAGAAAGCCAAUCUUCUCAACUCCAAACUAGAAUCUACUCCAUUGGCUGCCAAGGUUCUCCUUUCUGUCUCUGAUGGUGCUAUCAUCUCUAACCCAACCGAGUAUCGCGAGCUUUUGGCAUUCAUGAGUGCUCCUCGCGCCUCUCACCUUGUUGCCGCCAAACGGAUACUUAGGUACAUCAAGAGCACUAUUGAUCUCGGCCUCACCUUCACUCCUCAAACUGCCACCGCUCGCCUCUCUGCUUACUCUGAUGCGGAUUGGGCUGGGUGCCUUAAUUCUCGUCGGUCAACCACUGGAUAUGUGAUUACUCUUGGAACCAACCUCAUCUCAUGGUGUUCCAAGAAACAGCCCACAGUCUCGCGCUCUAGUACCGAGUCGGAAUAUCGUACCCUCUCUCAUGCUUGUGUCGAAACCACUUGGCUAUGCUCAUUUCUCCAUGAAUUGGGUGUGCGUCUUCGAUUCCCAGUCCAACUCUUUCGUGACAAUCUCAGCACCACGUACAUGGCUACCAAUCCAGUUUUCCAUGCCCACACAAGUCACAUUGAGUUGGACUAUCACUUUGUUCGUGAAAAGGUUGCUCUUGGAAGUCAUCAAGUUUGCUUUGUUCCUUUUGUCGACCAACCUGUGGACCUAUUCACCAAAGCCCCUCACAAACCACGCCAUCAGCAUAUGUCUUCCAAACUUGUGCAUCCUGUGAAGCCCAGUUUGCCGGGAAAGGGGGUGUUAACACAACUUUCUUUUCCUAGACUACACGGAAGUCAACUUUACAAUAUCCUCCUAGCAAUUAGCCUUUCUUGCUGUAAAUCAGAUUUCCUGCUAUAA